GUAUUUUAUGCUUUCUCUAACAUCAAAUUUCUCUUUCUUUGUCUCCCUCUUCUUCACUUAAUCAUCAGCCUAAAGAAAAAAAACCCUUAUAUGCACACACCUAUUUUAUGCUUCUCAUCGCUCCUCAAUCUUCAAUCCCUUCCUGCUCUUCCUUUCGUCGCUAUCGCUUCAAAUUUUUAGAGACUUAAGUUGAUCGAAUUGAACCCAAAUUUGUGGAGUUAAACCCUGAAUUUCGAUGGGUAGAAAGAAGCCAACAGUGAGAGACGACGAGGACGCGCCUGUUGCCGCUCAGGGCGGUGGCGGCAAAUCUAAGAAGAAGGCGGUCGUUAUUGAUGAUGAUGAGUACUCUAUUGGUACUGAACUGUCUGAGGAACCACCCGCUCAGGAAGAGAAGGUGGUGAUUUCUGGGAAAAAGAAGGGUAAAAAGGGAAGUCAGAAGAGUUCAAGAAAAGAUGACGAUGAUGAUGACGACGACGACGAUGAUGAUUUGGAGGAGAAGGAAAAGGAUGAUGUUGAGGCAAUUGAGAUUAGUGGGAAGAAGAAGUCCAAGGGGAAGAAGGGUGGGAAAAGUGUUUUUUCAUCGUCGGCUUUUGGGUUACUUGAAGAGGAAGAUAAGGAAGAUGAUAAUGGGCAUGAAGAUAGUGAGGGAGAGGAUGAUUCUGUAGUUAGUUUCACUGGUAAAAAGAAGCCAUCAAAGAAAGGUGGGAAGAAGGGUGGUAGUUUGUUUACAGCAUCAGCUUUUGAUGUGAUUGAUGGGGCUAGUGAAGGUGAAAGCGACGUUAUUGAUAAUGAUAAUGUUGUGGAGAGUAAAGAUGAUGAUGAUGAUGAUGAUGUGGCGGAAAUUACUUUUAAAGGGAAUAAGAAGUCGAAGAAGGGUGGCAAGAAGGGUGGUGGGAGUGUGUUUGCGGCUUCUACAUUUGCUGGGCUUGAUGAUGAUGAAGGUGUUGAUGAGGAGGAGAGGAAAGACGAGGAUGACGAUGUUGGACAGAUUGCUUUCUCAGGGAAGAAAAAGAAGUCAUCGAAGUCUUCCAAGAAAAGUGGUGUUUCAUUUAGUGCAGCAUUGCUUGACAAAGGAAAUGAUGAUGAUGAGCCUACUAAAGUCGCGGAUGAAGAUGAACCUGUAAUUUCAUUUACAGGUAAGAAGAAGUCUUCUAAGAAGAAGAGUAAUAGUGCUUUUGCUUCAUUGGGGGAAGAAUCUGGACUUGGGAGUGAUGUUACAGAUGCAGUUGAACCAGAGCAACAGAGUAUGGGAACUAGUUAUGUUGAGUCUAAUGAUUCUAAAGUUAGUAAGAAGGAAGAGGUGGCAGAGACUUCAAAGAGUAAGAAGAAGAAAAAGAAGAGUGGAAGGACAGCUCAAGAAGAGGAUGAUUUGGAUAAGAUCCUUGCCGAGCUUGGUGAAACGCCUGCCAUGGUGAAACCCACCACUACUCCUCCACAAGAGGAGGAAGUACAAGUUCAGCCUCAUGUACCGGCUGAAUCAGCUCAACCAGCAGAUGCUGCUGAUGAGAAGGAAGGAGAGGAAGAAAAAGAGGAGUCUGCUGCUGCAAAAAAGAAGAAAAAGAAGAAGGAAAAGGAAAAAGAGAAGAAGGCAGCUGCGGCUGCCGCAGCUGUUGUAGCAGAAGAGAAACUGGAAGCAGAACCCAAAAAGGCUGACGGGAAGAGUAAAGGACCGAAAGUGUCAAAGCAAGUGAAGGAGAUGCAGGAAGCACUAGCUAGACGAAAAGAAGCUGAGGAGAGGAAGAAAAGGGAAGAAGAGGAAAGGAUAAGGAAGGAAGAAGAGGAGCGAAAAAGGCAAGAAGAACUUGAGAGGCAAGCAGAAGAGGCUAGACGUAGGAAGAAGGAAAAGGAAAAGGAGAAACUCUUGAAGAAGAAACAGGAAGGCAAGCUUUUAACUGGGAAGCAGAAGGAAGAAGCUCGUCGGUUAGAGGCUAUGAGAAACCAGAUACUGGCUAAUGCAGGAAUUGCCCUCCCUGGUGGUGACAAGGAAAGUGCAGCACCAAAAAGGCCCAAAUACCAGACAAAGAAGUCAAAACCAACUCACCAUCAAGCAAAUGGUGCUGUGCCUGCUAAGGUGGAGGAGAUUGCAGAAACAAAAGAAAAAGAGCAAGAGCAAGAGCCUCAAGAAACCUUUGGUGAAUUGGAUUCUUUGAAAACAGAGAAGGUUGAAGAAGGGGAAUCAAUGAGUGUGGAAGAGAAACCAGAAGUUGCUGAUGGGCCCAAGCAGGAUGGAAAUGAAGAAGACGAAGAAGAAGAAGAAGAUGAUAUGGAUUGGGAUGCAAAGAGCUGGGAUGAUGUUAAUCUUAAUGUCAAAGGUGCAUUUGAUGAUGAAGAAGUUGAUUCUGGGCCUGAACCUGAAGUAAAGAAGGGGACUACGACAGCCGCAGAUGCAGCCAAGAAAGCGAUGCCUGUGCAAUUGGUGAAAUCUCAGGACACUGAGAAUAAGAAAAGCCAGCCUGAGGUUGAAGUUACAGACAAGACUAAGAGGAAAGAGGCUGGAGCUAAGAAUAAAGCAUCGAAUGCAGAUGCUACCCCUAAAGAGGCAGAAGAGAAUCUUCGUUCCCCAAUCUGCUGCAUUAUGGGCCAUGUUGAUACUGGUAAAACAAAGCUGCUGGAUUGUAUCCGAGGUACUAAUGUUCAGGAAGGUGAGGCUGGGGGUAUUACUCAACAGAUUGGUGCGACAUAUUUCCCUGCUGUGAACAUACGUGAGAGAACCAAGGAAUUGAAAGCUGACGCAAAAUUGAAGGUCCCAGGUUUAUUAGUUAUUGACACCCCUGGUCAUGAAUCUUUUACAAAUCUACGGUCACGGGGUUCAGGGCUAUGUGAUAUUGCAAUUUUGGUGGUUGACAUCAUGCAUGGCUUAGAGCCACAAACUAUUGAAUCACUUAAUCUUUUGAAAAUGAGGAAUACAGAGUUUAUUAUUGCAUUGAACAAGGUCGACAGACUUUAUGGUUGGAAAACUACUCGCAAUGCUCCUAUUGUAAAAUCCAUGAAACAACAAUCAAAAGACGUACAAAAUGAAUUUAAUAUGAGACUUGUACAGAUUAUAACCCAGUUUAAAGAACAAGGAUUGAAUACUGAGUUAUACUACAAAAAUAAAGAAAUGGGAGAGACUUUCAGUAUUGUACCAACAAGUGCUAUUACUGGAGAAGGCAUUCCAGAUCUGUUAUUAUUACUGGUUCAGUGGACUCAGAAAACAAUGGUUGAGAAGCUUACUUUCAGUAAUGAAAUGCAGUGUACAGUGUUGGAGGUCAAGGUAAUUGAAGGGCAUGGAACAACAAUUGAUGUUGUGUUGGUCAAUGGUAUGCUUCAUGAGGGAGAUCAAAUUGUUGUUUGUGGCUUGCAGGGACCCAUUGUUACCACAAUUCGAGCUUUAUUGACGCCCCAUCCAAUGAAGGAACUCCGAGUUAAGGGAACUUAUCUGCAUCAUAAAGAAAUCAAGGCUGCACAGGGUAUUAAGAUCACUGCUCAGGGCCUGGAGCAUGCUAUUGCUGGCACGGGUCUAUAUGUGGUUGGACCUGAUGAUGAUUUGGAUGAUACCAAGGAAGCAGCUAUGGAAGAUAUGAAAUCAGUCAUGAGCAGGAUUGACAAAAGCGGUGAGGGAGUUUGUGUACAAGCAUCUACUUUGGGCUCUUUGGAAGCUUUGCUGGAAUUUUUGAAGACCCCUGAAGUGAAUAUACCUGUCAGUGGUAUAAACAUAGGCCCUGUACAUAAAAAGGAUGUCAUGAAGGCCAGUGUAAUGCUUGAGAAGAAGAAGGAAUAUGCCACUAUCUUGGCUUUUGAUGUCAAAGUGACACCGGAGGCUCGGGAACUAGCGGAUGAACUGGGUGUGAAAAUUUUCAUUGCGGAUAUUAUUUACCACCUAUUUGAUCAAUUCAAGGCUUAUAUUGACAAUCUUAAGGAGGAGAAGAAGAGGGAAGCUGCUGAUGAAGCAGUCUUCCCAUGUGUUCUUAAGAUUUUACCAAACUGCGUUUUUAACAAGAAAGAUCCAAUUGUGCUGGGGGUUGAUGUCCUUGAAGGCAUAGCAAAGGUUGGAACUCCUAUUUGUAUCCCUCAAAGGGACUUUAUUGAUAUUGGUCGAAUUUCAUCCAUCGAAAAUAACCAUAAACCUGUUGACAUUGCCAAGAAAGGCCAGAAGGUAGCCAUCAAGAUAGUUGGUUCCAAUUCUGAGGAGCAGCAAAAAAUGUAUGGCAGGCAUUUUGAAAUCGAGGAUGAGCUUGUCAGCCACAUUUCAAGGAAGUCAAUUGAUAUACUUAAAGCCAAUUAUCGGGAUGAACUGUCUAUCGACGAAUGGAAGUUGGUUGUGAAGCUGAAGAACCUUUUCAAGAUACAAUAAAGUACAUAGUUGAUGAAUGUUUGAGUAGAGUUUUUUUUAUACUCCCAGAGGUUCCUGAUUGCCGGUCGGGGUUUUGUUGGAUGGAAAAAGAUUAAUACUUGAACCACAGAUUAUAUGCAGAUAUUGGAAUGCCAAGUAUUAUUUUCUCUCGGAUGAAGCCUCAAUUAUUUUGCGAUAUACUGGGAAUCCAUUAGAGAUGCCUCCUGAUUCUUUUCAGAUUGUCUUUCGAAUACAACAAUGCGGUGAUAUACAAGAUGCAAAUACGCAAAGCAAGUAUUGAGGGUAAAAAGCUGAGAAUUACCGUUGGCUAAUUAUGUGGAAAAUGUUCAGGUCUUCUUGCAUUUCAAGUUUUGUUAACAAAUUUUUCACUGAAGUUUUGAGAUGAAUAAAAUCUUUAAUGUGUUUU
This is a messenger RNA of Pistacia vera, 4739 nucleotides long. Its product is annotated as eukaryotic translation initiation factor 5B-like. The transcript has 13 exons. Gene Ontology annotation, molecular function: GTP binding; translation initiation factor activity; GTPase activity. Bases 236 to 4333 code for a protein of 1365 amino acids. The record is from RefSeq and is a predicted model, not a curated record. NCBI's taxonomy places the organism in Eukaryota, Viridiplantae, Streptophyta, Magnoliopsida, Sapindales, Anacardiaceae.